CAUCGAGGGCUUCGUCCAGGGCGCCGCCGAGGAUUAUACAGUUCAGUCUCAAACAUCAGCAGCUUAUGAUGAAGUGGAUGAAGUAUAAGCGGCUAAACCUUUUUCUAUCUCCUAUCUAAAUCUUAACUGAAUAACGUUCUCGCUCUAUCAUUUGUCAUUUGCCAAACUCGCUAAAUUUCCAAAUUCUUCCUCUUUGAUUUAAACUGACUGACGGCACCAAUUCACACGCUUUCACUUUAUGCGCACAAAACUGUUGUCGCUUUCGCUCUGUGGCCGCAACAAAGUUUAUCUCAUGGUUUCUUCAUAGGAUGUCCGAUUGCAGCAGAUCAUUGAGUCGGGCGACAUGGAGCAGCUGGCCGAGAUAGUGCUGAAUGGCGAGGGCGGACGGCUGCUGGGUCUCAAGUCCAAAGAGCCGGAAAUACAGGCCUUUCUCAACAACGUGCCCAGCUAUAUGGAGAAAAUCCAUCGCGUGCACGAUGCGGCACGUGACGGCAGUUUGUUGGCGCUGCAGCAGGCAUUGGAUCGCCGGAAGUUUGCCAUUGCUAAGGACGACAUAUCACCAAAUGGCGCCACGCCGUUGCACGUUGCCGUUCUGUUUGGCCACAGCGAUAUUGUACGCUAUUUGGCUUCACGCUUUCCGGAGACCAUGGCAAUUACGGAUAAUGACGGACGCACGCCGCUGCACUAUGCGGCCACAAUUAAGGACAACGGCCACUUUUACAAUGUUCUCUCGCAGCUGGGCGCCAAUCCAAAAGCUCUGGACAAGCUGGGCCAUACGCCUGAGUUCUAUGUGGACAUGGAGAAGUCCAAAGAUGUGCUUACCUACAGCGAACUCUUGACCAUAUUUGGGGCCGAGGAGCUGGAGAACCAGUUGCUCAGCGAUCAAGGUCAAUCGCAGCCCGUCAACUUUCAGGCGAAUCCCAUCUUUAAAACGGAACAGGGCAAAUAUCUAGCAGAUACUCUCGCAGAUCCCUUGAUUAAGGCCUUGACAGAAAUAGCCAAUAAACGUCCGAAGGAUCCUGUGGCCUAUCUAACCGGCUAUUUGCAGCAAUUCAUGGGCCAGCGCAAGGCCAUUACCGAGGUCAUUGUCCAUUCGGGCAACAGCAAGAUCAGCAGCAACUCCACGGCCCUGGCCAACUCCGUCUCAAAGCUAAAUAGCAGUCGCACGGGCAAGUCCCAUGCGGACAUCAUUGAGCUCGAUGCACAUUCGCUGGCCGACGACCAGGACGACAAUGACGAGGAUGCUGCCUUGGCUGUGCAACAUCUGGAGGAGCGCGAUGAGCAUGGCCAGAGCAUGUUGCACUUUGCCUGCGCUCGCUCGCAUCGACGCGGUGCUCUGUACACGCUGGUCGAAGAGUCACGCAUCGAUAUCACCUACAGGGAUGAGCUGUAUCGCACGGCCAGAGAUGUGGCGCUGCAGGCCAAUCAGCCAAAUAAUGCCACUGAAAUAGAUCGAUAUGUGCUCGCUCAGGCAGUGCUGGGUGAAGUGGAACCCUUUGAGCAGCUGGCCCUGCAGGGCUACGAUCAUAUUCUCGAUGUGGAAGACGAGAAUGGCAAAUCCAUUCUAGACGUUGCUACUGAGCAUCAGCAUGAGGCACUUUUUGGCUUUUUAAACAGCUUACGCGAGCUGGAGGAGACACGCGAGGAGCUGCAUCAAAUGAUACGCGAUAAGAAUAUGGAAAGGCUCAAAGAGCUAACCGCAGUGCCCAAUGUCAAGUGGCUUAUUAAGACCAAAAACUAUUAUGGUCGCACUGCUCUGCACAUAGCCGUGCUGAAGGAGUCGGAGGAAAUGGUGGAGCAUCUGGUACAGCUUUGCCCCGAGGCGCUCAAAGUGACAGAUAAUCUGGAGCGCACUGUCCUGCAUUACGCCUUGGGCACCAAUUUCUGUGAGAGUGUCAGCCGCAUCCUUAUACAAAAUGGCGCCAAGCGCACGGCGAAGGAUCUCAAGGGUAGACAGCCGAGCUACUACUUUAUCAACAAGGCGGACAUCUUGCGCCUACAGGAGGAGGAGGAGGAAAGUCGCUAAGCAAUAUUUAUGUAUAGAAAUUCAACUAGCUCUAAGCUGUUCUAGUUCAAUAAAAUGAAAAUCGUUGAG
Molecule: messenger RNA, 2095 nt
Organism: Drosophila hydei
Lineage: Eukaryota; Metazoa; Arthropoda; Insecta; Diptera; Drosophilidae
Product: ankyrin repeat-containing protein YCR051W
Exons: 9
Coding region: 344-2026 (560 amino acids)
Molecular function (GO): protein binding
Source: RefSeq, a predicted model, not a curated record